GACUACUGCUACAAUAAUAGAAGAAAGUGACAAGCAAGUACGGCUAUUCUCAACAAUUAUUUUUUGAAUGUAUUUCUAAUACAAUAGUACCCCAGAAGAUGAUAAAGAAAUGAUAGCAGCUCAAGAACCAACAACUAAUUUUGCUCUAAUUCAGGAAUCUGAAACACAUUUUUCUUCAGAUACUGACUUUGAAGAUAUAGAAGGAAAAAAUCAGAAACCAGGAAAAGGAAAGACCUGCAAAAAGGGGAAAAAGGCUGCAGGAGAGAAAGCAAAAGUUGGAAAUGGAGGAGGAAAAGCUGGGGGUCUAAAUCGAAUGAAUGGGCAUCAUCAGCAGAAUGGUGUGGAAAACAUGAUGUUGUUUGAAGUGGUUAAAAUGGGCAAGAGUGCUAUGCAGUCUGUGGUGGAUGAUUGGAUAGAGUCCUACAAACAUGAUAGAGAUAUAGCCCUCCUUGAUCUCAUCAACUUCUUUAUUCAGUGCUCAGGUUGCAAAGGGGUUGUAACAGCAGAAAUGUUUCGCCAUAUGCAAAAUUCGGAAAUAAUUCGAAAAAUGACUGAAGAAUUUGACGAGGACAGUGGGGAUUAUCCGCUCACCAUGGCUGGUCCUCAGUGGAAGAAAUUUAAAUCAAGUUUUUGUGAGUUCAUUGGAGUCUUGGUCCGGCAGUGUCAGUAUAGCAUCAUAUAUGACGAGUACAUGAUGGAUACGGUGAUUUCACUACUUACAGGACUAUCAGACUCUCAAGUCAGGGCAUUUCGACAUACUAGCACACUGGCAGCUAUGAAGCUAAUGACCGCAUUAGUGAACGUGGCAUUAAAUUUGAGCAUUAAUAUGGACAAUACACAACGACAGUACGAGACGGAACGAAAUAAAAUAAUUGGAAAACGAGCUAACGAUAGACUGGAACUCUUACUGCAGAAAAGGAAGGAGCUUCAAGAAAAUCAGGAUGAAAUAGAAAACAUGAUGAAUGCGAUUUUUAAGGGUGUAUUUGUUCAUAGGUACAGGGAUGCAAUUGCUGAGAUUAGAGCAAUAUGUAUUGAAGAAAUUGGAAUUUGGAUGAAGAUGUAUAGUGAUGCCUUUCUCAAUGACAGCUAUUUAAAAUAUGUGGGGUGGACAAUGCACGACAAGCAAGGGGAAGUGAGACUCAAAUGUCUUACAGCUUUGCAAGGGCUUUACUACAAUAAAGAGCUGAAUUCAAAAUUGGAACUCUUCACCAGCCGGUUCAAGGACAGAAUUGUGUCUAUGACUCUUGACAAAGAAUACGAUGUUGCGGUACAAGCAAUAAAACUACUUACUCUUGUUUUACAGAGUAGCGAAGAGGUUCUGACUGCAGAAGACUGUGAAAAUGUCUACCAUCUGGUUUACUCAGCUCAUCGUCCAGUGGCUGUCGCAGCAGGAGAAUUCCUUUAUAAAAAGCUUUUCAGUCGCAGAGACCCCGAGGAAGAUGGAAUUCUUAAAAGAAGAGGAAGGCAAGGUCCAAAUGCUAAUCUUGUCAAAACAUUAGUAUUUUUCUUUUUGGAAAGUGAGUUACAUGAGCAUGCUGCUUACUUGGUGGACAGCAUGUGGGAUUGUGCAACUGACCUUUUGAAGGACUGGGAAUGUAUGAAUAGCCUUCUGUUGGAAGAACCCCUAAAUGGAGAAGAACCUUUAACAGACAAACAGGAAAGUGCGUUAAUUGAAAUAAUGCUGUGUACAAUUAGACAAGCAGCUGAAUGUCAUCCUCCUGUAGGAAGAGGCACAGGAAAACGGGUCCUUACAGCAAAGGAGAAGAAAGCUCAGUUGGAUGACAGAACUAAGAUCACAGAGCUUUUUGCUAUUGCACUUCCUCAGCUUUUAGCAAAA
Protobothrops mucrosquamatus (brown spotted pit viper) is the source of this 1837-nucleotide messenger RNA. RefSeq names its product cohesin subunit SA-2. Gene Ontology annotation, cellular component: nucleus; chromatin; cohesin complex. The annotation marks the transcript as partial. NCBI's taxonomy places the organism in Eukaryota, Metazoa, Chordata, Lepidosauria, Squamata, Viperidae. Gene Ontology annotation, molecular function: chromatin binding. The record is from RefSeq and is a predicted model, not a curated record. Gene Ontology annotation, biological process: sister chromatid cohesion. The transcript has 16 exons.